Molecule: messenger RNA, 438 nt
Organism: Impatiens glandulifera
Lineage: Eukaryota; Viridiplantae; Streptophyta; Magnoliopsida; Ericales; Balsaminaceae
Product: sulfated surface glycoprotein 185-like
Exons: 1
Coding region: 1-438 (145 amino acids)
Source: RefSeq, a predicted model, not a curated record
AUGUGGCACCAAGUUGACAUCUUUACUAUGAUCAUGUUUAUGUUGUUGGCCAUUAUUAAUGCAACCACAUUAAUCUCUGACCAGAGGAUUGAGAUCAGCUCCAUUUCAACCACAUUUGAUGAACAAGAGCCAAUGAUCACUAUCAAUCCAUGUACUGAUCGUGAUCAAUGCAGCCAGCCACCUGAUCCAUCCCCACCAUCUUAUUGCACUGCAACAACUGUCCCAUCUCCACCACCACCACUACCACCUCCAACACCUCCACUAUCAACUUCUCCUCCACCACCUCCUCGGUUUGUUUACUUUCCGUCAACCACUCCACCAGGGAACCCAUAUGAUUUUUCAAUCCACUCGGGUGCCUCCGGUUGGUGUUCUUCAGCUACAACUGUUCUCGGGGCUUUCGUGUUUCUGUUCCAAUUCCUAUUGUUGUUCAUCAAUUAG